This is a messenger RNA of Desarmillaria tabescens, 2097 nucleotides long. Its product is annotated as kinase-like domain-containing protein. Lineage: Eukaryota; Fungi; Basidiomycota; Agaricomycetes; Agaricales; Physalacriaceae. The transcript is spliced from 9 exons. Gene Ontology annotation, biological process: peptidyl-threonine phosphorylation; mRNA cis splicing, via spliceosome; peptidyl-serine phosphorylation. Bases 1 to 2097 code for a protein of 698 amino acids. Gene Ontology annotation, molecular function: ATP binding; protein serine/threonine kinase activity. The record is from RefSeq and is a predicted model, not a curated record.
AUGACUAACAUGUCCUCAGGAUCAAAGCGUUCAUGGGAAGGCAGGGAAUCCAGCUAUCGCGAGCAUAAAAAACCAAGAGAAGAUACCAGAGAUUGGAGGGAUGUCCACUUGAAGACCUCGACUGGGCACUCUGCGUCCAGUGUUAGUGGCCGCAGAGGUAGUAAUGGGCAUCGCCGACGGGAUACUGAUCACAGUCGACGAAGUACUAGUCGACCUCGCAGGGACCGCAGUCGUCGUAGGGAGGACCAGCGACAUGAUAAUUCACCUCGACAAUAUCGAUCCCGCUCUCCAAGAAGCAAUGGCAAUGGGAGGCAUGACAGCAAUGAGCUGGAAGAAGGCGAGAUUUCUCCACGCCAUAGCCCUCCUACUGCUCCAGAUCCAGCACCGGCGCCGGCACCGUCUUCUUCACUAGCUCCAGCACCGUCUUCCGAACCUUUGCCCGACCUGCAACUGGAUAUACCGGCACUAACAGAAACCACCUUCGAUCCUGAGGCCGCUCGAAAGGCUCGUCUAGUCAAGUGGGAGGCAAUCCGUGCACGCUCGAGUGUGAAUACGAGCGUUAACGGGACUCCCGCACCGGAGAUUAGCAGUGCGGUCCAACCGCCCCCUUCUUCAGCCGUUUCUGAUCAUAUAACGAGCAGUUUUAGCCAUACAUCUCUACUUUCCAACGGCUCUAAGGCGGAUAAUAAGCGCACGUCUCUGUCGCCAUCACCGACUCCAGGAAAUGAUUUCGAGCUCGCUAAGGAUGACGAGGCGGAAUCAUCACAACGCAAGACACAAGCCGAGAAUUCUACCCUAGAUGGCGCGGUUCAAGUCUCUGCGGGUGAUUACGACCCUAGUCUAGACCGCAGAGAAGACGAGCAAAGACGUGUGUUCGGUCCUACUCAAAAUGAACCUGAAGUUAUGGAGGUAGAUGAGGAGGAGGAGGAAGAAGAGGAAGAAGAAGAUGUCGAUGACAUGUUCGCCGUCGCCACGACAGAGAAGAAGCCCAAGAAAGUCAAGAAAGUCAAGAAGACGAAUCCCACUGCCCCUGCGCUAAUAACAACCACUCUGGAUUCUGCAGCUGACUCAGAAGGAUAUUAUUCUGUCAUACUUGCGGAACAGCUUGACGGCGGACGAUAUCAAGUGUUCUCUUCUCUCGGUAAAGGAAUGUUUGCCAAUGUCGUGCGUGCGCGAGUACUACAGGGCGAUGGUGACGCCGUCGGAAGAGAGGUCGCAAUAAAGAUCGUUCGAUGUCAGGAAUCCAUGUACAAGGCCGGUCUCAAGGAGGUUCAAAUUCUCAACAAACUAAUGCAAGCCGAUCCUGACGACAAGAAACAUAUUGUCAGACUAGAACGGACAUUCGAGCACCGAGGCCAUCUUUGUCUCGUUUUUGAAAGUCUGAGUAUGAAUCUACGCGAAGUUGUCAAGCGAUUUGGCAAAGACGUGGGUCUAAAUAUACGGGCUGUUCGGGCGUAUGCACAUCAACUAUUCCUAUCCCUUACUUUAUUGAAGAAGGUGGGUGUAAUGCAUGCGGAUAUCAAGCCAGACAAUAUCCUAGUGAAUGAAGCGAAAACCGUACUGAAACUAUGUGACCUUGGGUCUGCGUCUGAUGCCUCAGAGAACGAGAUUACUCCUUAUCUCGUUAGCCGAUUCUAUCGUGCCCCGGAAAUCAUACUCGGGGUUCCCUACGAUCCUGCUCUUGACAUAUGGUCCAUGGGCUGCACGCUCUACGAACUAUACACGGGCAAGAUACUUUUCCCCGGAAGAUCAAAUAAUCAGAUGCUCCUUCUCAUGAUGGAACUAAAGGGCCGGUUUAACAGCAAGAUGAUAAAGAAAGCGAAGUUCGGUGAUGUUUAUUUCGAUGACAUGGGAGGCUUUGAGAGUGUCGAGCGUGACCGAGUGUUAGGAACCGACGUCGUACGCAAAGUUCACAUCUCAAAGCCUACGCGCGAUCUUCGUGCCCGCCUCAUGCCGCCCGCGUCAGUCAAAAUGAAAGAUGAUGAAAGCAAACUGCUACUCUCUUUCAUUGAUCUUCUUGACAAGUGCUUAGCGUUAGAUCCUUCGCGAAGGAUCACUCCUCGGGAAGCUUUAGCUCACCCAUUCAUCCGAGGAUAG